AUGGAGACGAGCAAGAAGUCGUCCUCUGCCUCAUCCUGGGCGCGGAGGAAGAGCUUCUUUGCGCUGUCGACUCUGCGUCCACCCUCCCUCGACGACACUUCUACUACCAGCAAUCGCAAGACCCUCACGAAGAAAUCGACGAGAUCGAACGACCGCACGCCCAGUCUCUCGCCGCUCACGACAAUCACCCACCCGGAUGUGCCACAAGCGCAAUCCCUGUUCGAUCAGCCGAGCACAAGCAUACCACGCCGGCCGGAGCUGAGCAUGAAGGGCAGCAAGAGGCCGCCCUCUGUUUUCGAGUCUUUCCGGAAUAGCGUGCGUGCCAGCAGCGAUGAGCUCACGCCAAAUGGAGGAUACUACGGAGAGCCGUUGUCUACCACAUCCUCCAAAGCGCCUUCCCUGGUGUUCGAUCACACAGUCGACGGUGCAAGUCCACACAUGCGUGCGGUGCUGCUGCAUGGAGAGGUGCAGACCAGCGCGGGCAUGUUUCGAAAGAAGAAGGAGUACCUCGUUCUGACAGAGGUCCAUAUCAUCCGCUACAAGUCUCAGCUCAAAGCAGCAGAGACCUUCAAGACGAUCCCCCAUCCUGCCGGUGGUCGAAGSCCGACUGUGGUCCGCCAUAGCUCAGGACACGGAUCGAUGGCUUCAAUCAGCUCGCAGAGCGAAUUGCAAACUCUAUCAGACUCAUCAGGAGACAAGCAUGGGAGGGUUCCCCUACGGCAGGUUGUAGCUGUGCACAAGCUAGACGAUGGGAAGCCCUACUUUGCACUCGAGGUGUGCUACAUGGACGAGGAAUCCGGCCAGGCAUCGGCCAUGACUCUACAAUUCAGUAAUCCUGACGAGCGCGACGUCUGGCUGAAGCGAACUCGUGAUGCUGUGAACGACGCCAGGCUGCGAGAGCCGACCUACAUUACUCCCACCAAUCUAGAAAACGCCGCUCGGGUGGUUGAGCGCGAUAAUGACUAUGAUCCGGACAAUUGCGCCAUAUUCAAAGUGGUACAACGACAGGUCGCCACCAAGUCUGGCAGUCGAUCGUCAGCAGAAGAUUUGACCAAGGUCGCAUCAACAGUGUGCUUCCUCGUGAUUGGGGUCCACAAGUUGCAUUUGAUUCAGCUUGUGAAACCUGUGGCACGCACUUCAAGUCCCUCGCUCGCAACGAAUCACUCGCAGUCUUCCUAUGGCAUUCUCACUCUAUCUUCUGUAAAAGUCAGCAGCUUCGAUGACACUUUUGAACUCACCUUCCGACAGCCACUCCAGAAGCCACGGACUCUGUACUUGGCGUCUUCAGCAUCGCACGACAUUGCAGCGCGACUUCACUUCUCCAACAACUUCUUGAGACCGGAAUGCGGGCAACGUCUGUUUGGAUGGGUCGUCCCUCCGGAGGUCGACGAGCUACUGGCACCGCCGACCUCGGCUGAGACUGAGGAACACAAUUGCUUGGAUCGCACGCUCAUAGCCUACUGUGUUGCGUACGGUGUCAAUCCGGCGAAUGUGAGAUAUACCAUCAAUUACACCUGCGAAGAUGCUCCUGGGUUCGAGCUUCUUCCUCCAGUGGACACGCGACGGACGACUUAUGGACCUCUCGAACUACUUGCAAUAUUGCGAGCGCUGCGAUAUAAUGAAAGUUUUGGAAGUGUUUCUUUUGCAAAUGUUCAGCUGGACGGUCUCAACGGGCUACACGAUAAUUAUGGACAGGAGCACGUCUGCGCCCGAACGAAGCGUGGAACGGCAAUCAAACUGACGGCCGAGGAGCUGAACCAGUCUUCGCUUUUAGUUCAGGAAGUCCGAGCAUUGGCCGCGACGAGCAAAAAAUUGAGGCGAAUGGACUUUUCUGGGUGCAUGAACACAACACAGACAGGUCCCGAUGCCAAACCGGACAAAUCAUCUCGGACCAAGGAUAUCGGAUGCGGGAUUGUCGAAGCACUCUUCCCUCUCUGCAAACAUCAAACCACCAAUGUCGACUGGAUAUGUUUGAACGGGAUUGAACUUAGUGACACUGACCAAGAUUACUUGGUAGGAGCAGCUGUGGAUAAGUCGUGCCACUUUCGUGCCAUUGAACUCAACCGGUGCGGGCUGAAUGAUAGGAGUAUGGGUCUGAUUCUUGAUGCCCUGAGGGUACAGGAGAACACCUUGGAGGCACUUGAGAUUGCAGGCAACACAUGUCGACUAAAUCCUUCCGCAUUUGACAGCCAGCUGGGCAUGUUUGGCUUCAUCCGCAAGCUCAAUCUGUCCAAUGUCUCGCGAACGUCUGGAGCAGAGCCGUUUCUGCAGGCGGAGACACUCUUGAUCUGGCGCUUACAAGAGUUGCGAUUGAGUGGCACUGCCCUGAACCCGGCCACGAUCGACGCCAUCGCGGCAUACCUCGUGCAUCCCCAGUCGGAUAGCUUGCACGAGUUAUACGUCGACCACACCUAUCUCACUGGAUCYGACGUUGCUACGCUCUUACACAGCCUCUGUGCCAAUCGCAGCGCCGUACGGAACAUGCAUCUCGACAUUGGCCAGUGUUUGCUCAACAAGGGUUUGGAUCAAUUCACGCAAGCGAUAUCCGCGGGGCUGACGCCAUCCCAUCUCAGUAUGAGAGCGAUCGAAUAUCGUGAAGAAGCAAUGUUUCGAAAAGUUAUAACAGCAUUGACCGGAAACAAAACGAUACGCUUCUUGGACAUGUCGCAGACCGCUCUCCCCGGCGACGCAAGCGACGAGACAUGCAAGGCUCUCAGUCGGCUUCUUGCGGAGAACGACACUCUAAUUGAGCUGGACAUCUCUGGCGAUGAUUCACGACUCGCAACCUCCAAAUUCGGAUCUGGGAUCAACGAAACCCUAAACGGCCUGAAGCAAAAUUCAACGCUCCAAGUUUUCCGUAUUGAGAAGCAAAAGCUUGGUGUGCGCGGUGCAAGCACGCUGGCUGAAGUUCUUAGGGUCAACCGGACGCUACUCGAGCUGCAUUGUGACAACAACGACAUCCCUCUGCAAGGUCUCACGGACCUCGUGAAUGCUCUUAUUGACAAUACAUCUUUGGUAGUCCUGCCUCCGAUGAAUGAUGGGCGCACGGCCGCCUUCAGAGCUGCCGAAUCCACGAUGAAGGUCAWGUCAGAUUCAGACUCCCCAGUGUUACCAGCCAGUACCAAGCCUUCCAAUCACCAUCACACAUUCCAUGGCGCUUCGGUCAUGAAGCGAGGGCUAGCCAAUGUCCGCAAAGGGGCAUCUCGAAACGCGGCCUCCAACUCGCCAUCUUUCCCUGCUCUCUCAUCUUACGAUCGCUCAUCAAUGUCGUCCGACCCGCGUGCCAGUGCGCCGCUGUCGUUGACGCUGCCGGCUAGCAAGAUCAAGCAUGCUUCAUCAGCGUCGAUCACUGCGCUACCGUCCAUCUUUACGGUGCAGGACAUCCAAACCACACAUCGUCUGCUCACCGAACAGUGGGAUCGUCAGUGCUAUCGUUUGGAGCAGUACCUCAGGCGGAAUUGGUGUAUCCUCAAUCAAAUUCCGUGUGAGAUGGAGGUCGAGGACGAGAAGUUCGAGAGACCGGGCUCGGUUGGAUCGAUCGGCAAGAUGCUGGAACAGGUCAAAUAUGACACCACUCCGAAAGCAGAGCGACCAGCCUACUUCGAAUCGUUUACCGAUGCUCCGAGAAUGCCUGGUCAGACUGCCAUUGCAGGUAGCGAGAGAGAGAAGCCGCAAGAGAGACAUAAUGUCAGCUUCAAGCACUUCAUCCUUGAUUCAGAUGCCUCUGAUUUGGAUGAAAUCGACUGGGGCGAAGAUGUGGAGGAGAAUGUAAGACAGCUGAGGCGGGAGGCGGACACCCAAGAGGAGCCUCGCACACCUACGCAGCAAGGCUUCCACGUAUAA
Molecule: messenger RNA, 3843 nt
Organism: Ramularia collo-cygni
Lineage: Eukaryota; Fungi; Ascomycota; Dothideomycetes; Mycosphaerellales; Mycosphaerellaceae
Exons: 1
Coding region: 1-3843 (1280 amino acids)
Source: RefSeq, a predicted model, not a curated record